Molecule: messenger RNA, 851 nt
Organism: Erigeron canadensis
Lineage: Eukaryota; Viridiplantae; Streptophyta; Magnoliopsida; Asterales; Asteraceae
Product: secreted RxLR effector protein 161-like
Exons: 1
Coding region: 60-851 (263 amino acids)
Molecular function (GO): nucleic acid binding
Source: RefSeq, a predicted model, not a curated record
GGCGCUUAAUAGGUUUGAAUCAAAGUGCAUACAUAGAUAAAAUCUUGAAAAGGUUCAAGAUGGAAAACUCUAAGAAAGGUUUAGUACCUAUUCAAAGAGGAACUAUAUUGAGCACUUCUCAAUCUCCUAGCUCAAAAGUUGAGCAAGAGAAAAUGAAUGGAAUCCCAUAUGCAUCUGCUAUAGGAUCCAUCAUGUAUGCUAUGAUAUGCACGAGACCGGACGUGUCAUGCGCUUUGAGCAUGACAAGUAGAUACCAGCAAAAUCCAGGAGAUAGUCAUUGGAUGGCUGUUAAGAAUAUAUUGAAAUAUCUUAGAAAUACUAAAGAUAUGUUCUUAAUAUAUGGAUCUGGUGAGGAGGAGCUCGUUGUAAAGGGUUACACGGAUGCGAGUUUCCAAACUGAUCGAGAUGAUUCUCGAUCACAAUCGGGGUACAUCUUCAUUCUAAAUGGAGGAGCUGUUUCUUGGAAAAGCUCGAAGCAAGAUGUGGUUGCAUUGUCCACUACAGAGUCAGAAUACAUCGCCGCCUCUUUGGCAGCACAAGAGGCUGCAUGGUUGAAGAAAUUCAUUGCCAAUCUAGGGGUUGUUCCUUCCAUUCAAGAACCCCUAGAAAUCCUUUGUGAUAACGAGGGCGCAAUUGCUCAAAUCAAAGAACCUCGUGCGCAUCAAAAGACUAGACACAUUGAGCGGAGAUUCAACUACAUAAGGGAUGAAGUUGAAAAGGGAAAGAUAUGUAUUCGCAAAGUUCACACCGAUCAAAAUAUUGCGGACCCACUCACGAAGCUCCUUGAAAGGCCUAAGCAUGAAAGUCAUACUUGUGCCAUGGGACUUCGAUAUUCUAGUGAUUGGAUUUGA